Acanthocheilonema viteae is the source of this 1491-nucleotide messenger RNA. The record is from the annotation of a GenBank genome assembly. NCBI's taxonomy places the organism in Eukaryota, Metazoa, Nematoda, Chromadorea, Rhabditida, Onchocercidae.
AUGGCAAGGAUCUCAACUGUCGGUGAAGGCAGUUGGGAGUUUCUCAGAAAAGAGCAGAUUGCCCAAAGCAAUGAAGAAAAUGAUUAUACUGAAGACGAUGAUGAUGAUGAUGAUGACUGGGAGAGAAUGUAUGACGAUGAAUAUGAUGAUCUUAUUCAAAAAUUCGGCAAUAGCAGUAAGUUACUUACUGAUUCGGUGAAUGCUGUUUCAAAAGUAACUACGGGUCUCACUGGUUUGAAUGAGUUCUGGAACCGGAAGCUAAUGGAAGAAUUUUCCCCGAUGAAGGCCGUAGGUAAGGAUCGAUCUGACCGAGCAACUGCAGAACAGGUUCUGGAUAAACGCACAUUGCUUGUGUUAAGACGACUUUUGCAACGAGAUAUUUUUAAUAAAAUUGAAGGAUGCGUUAGUACUGGUAAAGAGGCAAAUGUUUAUCAUGCUUUAACAACUAAUGGCAAAAGUCUGGCCGUGAAGGUAUAUAAAACAAGUAUACUCAUCUUUCGAGAUCGUGACAGAUAUGUUAGUGGUGAAUUCAGAUAUCGACAUGGUUAUUGUAAGCGUAAUCCAAGAAAAAUGAUCACGGUGUGGGCAGAAAAAGAAAUGAGGAAUCUGUCCCGAAUGUAUUCUGCUGGACUCCCAGUUCCAAAACCUGUAAUCGUUAAGCAGAAUGUUUUGGUUAUGGAUUUUAUUGGUAUCAAUGGCUGGCCGACAGUACUUUUAAGAGAUGCUCAACUGUCACUUGAACUUGCUGAUAUGCUUUAUGUCAAAUUAGUGGGCUUUAUGCGGAAAAUGUAUAGAGAUUGUCGAUUGGUACAUGCUGAUUUAUCUGAAUAUAAUAUUAUGGUUAUGGAGGAAAAAUUAUAUAUAAUUGAUGUAUCACAAGCAGUGGAACAUGAUCAUCCACGUUCGCUGGAAUUUCUUCGUUCAGACUGCUCAAAUGUCACAAAAUUUUUCAGAAGUAGAGGUAUUCCUGUGCUCUCUACCAGAGAUCUUUUUCGUUUGGUGGCUGAUCCAUCCAUUAAAACAGAAAAUGAAUUACAGGACUUCAUGACUAAAAGGACCUUCGAAACACCAGCUACUGAUGCCUUGUUUAUGAAUGCUUUUAUUGCUCAAAAGUUAGAACAAGUACUUCACUUUGAACGUGAUCAACAAAUUGCAAAAGCUGGUGGAGAAAUUCCAAAUCCAUUCCAAACGAUGAUUUCACAAGUAAAAAGCGAUGAAGAUGAACAUUUUUUGGAGGAAAAUAAGAUUAAAAGUGGAGAAUUAGAAGAUCAAAGUGAUUUCAAUCAACACCCUUACUCAACAAGUUCGUCUUCCUCGGAAGAGAAAGAGCAAAAAAAUCACAAAGCUAUCUAUAUACGCAAUCGUGAUGAAUCCCCUAAUACGAAAAAGGAACGGAAACGAUUGGUAAAAGAAGAGAAACGCGCCAAUCGAUUAACGAAGACACCGAAGCAUAUCAAAAAGCGUCAUAAUAAGGCCAAUAAGUGUCGAUAA